GUACACGAAUUGGAGGAAACCAAACCCGUUUUCGCGCCAAAGCGCGUGUGAAUAGAACAGAAAAGCGAGGCCUCAGCAUAGAUAAAGACGGGGCGAAGACAGGGGAGUCAUGAAUCGAACCCCUAGUAGGCUUAGAAGCCUUCUCAAAAGAGCACGCAGCUUUAUUGGACUCGCCGCCACCACCACUUCUCUCGCUGCGUCGUCUCUUUCUACCUCCUCCGCUCCUAAGGUAACCACAUCCACCGCCAUGGAAGACCUCAAGACCCGUCUCUGCAUCAUCGGCAGUGGCCCUGCCGCCCACACUGCCGCUAUCUAUGCUGCCCGUGCUGAGCUCAAGCCUAUUCUUUUUGAAGGCUGGAUGGCCAAUGACAUCGCCCCUGGUGGCCAGCUUACUACCACCUCAGAGGUCGAGAACUUCCCCGGUUUCCCUGACGGGAUUCAGGGUGGCGAACUUAUGGACCGAUGCCGCGCUCAAUCCGUCCGCUUCGGUACCCAGAUCUACACCGAAACCGUUAACAAGGUCGAUUUCUCUUCCAAUCCCUUCAAGGUGUUCACUGACUCCAAGGCCGUCCUCGCUGAUUCUGUCAUCGUUGCAACCGGCGCCGUCGCCAAGCGCCUUAACUUCCCGGGCUCGGAUACUUUCUGGAAUCGAGGCGUUUCGGCCUGCGCGGUAUGCGAUGGGGCCGCCCCAAUUUUUAGGGACAAGCCUCUAGCCGUGAUUGGCGGAGGGGAUUCGGCCAUGGAAGAAGCCACUUUUCUCACCAAAUAUGGUUCCAAAGUUUAUAUAAUUCACAGGAGGGAUACUUUUAGAGCAUCCAAGAUUAUGCAGAAUAGGGCCUUAAGCAAUCCAAAGAUCGAGGUCAUUUGGAAUUCGGUGGUGGUGGAGGCUAACGGAGACCGCCUAUUGGGUGGGCUGAAAGUGAAGAACAUCGAGACUGGACAAGUUUGUGAUUUGAAGGUGUCCGGAUUGUUCUUUGCCAUUGGGCAUGAGCCUGCUACCAAGUUCUUGGAUGGGCAGCUCCAACUCGACUCCGAUGGUUACGUUGUGACCAAACCAGGCACCACUCAGACCAGCGUGCGUGGUGUUUUUGCAGCUGGAGAUGUCCAGGACAAGAAGUACAGGCAGGCUGUUACUGCUGCCGGCACUGGUUGCAUGGCAGCCUUGGAAGCAGAACAUUACUUGCAAGAGAUUGGUUCGCAGGAAGGUAAGAGCGAUUGACUAUCUAGGAUAUAAGAGGUAAAUUGGAGGUAGUCAGUGAUAAGUGAUUUUUUAACAACAAAGGUAUGAAAGGACAUCACUGGAUGUGUUGCAGCUAUUUAGUUGGAUUAUAGACAAUUUUCAACAUUUGGUUACAAAAUGAACUUGAUUUGAAAAAAUGUUUGCUCAUUUUAUCAAUUCAAUUUGAAAUGGAAUUUCUGGGAUUUGCUUUUGUGAAGGCCUUAUCUUUCCUCUGAUUUUGUAUGUACUUUCUUAAGGAAUGGUGAAAAAUUUACAUCUUGGUGCCGACUUGU
Molecule: messenger RNA, 1512 nt
Organism: Manihot esculenta (cassava)
Lineage: Eukaryota; Viridiplantae; Streptophyta; Magnoliopsida; Malpighiales; Euphorbiaceae
Product: thioredoxin reductase NTRB
Exons: 2
Coding region: 110-1219 (369 amino acids)
Biological process (GO): removal of superoxide radicals
Cellular component (GO): cytoplasm
Molecular function (GO): thioredoxin-disulfide reductase (NADPH) activity
Source: RefSeq, a predicted model, not a curated record